AUUUGCAAGAUGGUCCCUCUGAAACUAAAGCUUGCAAUUUUCUGGAUAUACAAAUUAUCUUUUCAAACCCAGUGGAUGAGUGCAAGCACCAAUGGCGACAGCACUUCCGUCAAUAAGAUAUCAUUGCUCUCUCAUUCCAAAUCUCGCGGUCUUUAGGAAUAAUGCUCUCGAAUUGUCUGUUACUUCCCAUAAGAAACCUAAAAUGUGCUGUACCAUGAGGAAAACAACUGCUAGUCUGACUGAUUCUUCGCAAAUUGGGUUUUUGAGGAGGGAUAUAAUGCUCGCAGGAUUUUCUUCCUCACUCUCUCUAAUUUUGCCAACUUCAGGAUCUAGUGCUGAGGAAGAGUUGAAAAUGGACUUUUUCGUUGAUGAUAUUAAUGCUUAUUCGUAUAUGUAUCCGAAAGAAUUGCCGUCUGAUAAGUUUGUCUUCAAAUGGGUGGAAUCUAGAAAGCCGGAACGUUAUUCUUCAGCUGCACCACUGUCCCCUGAUGCACGCCUUCGCAUUGUAUCCGAGAGGGUUGAUUUUAUUGAUAAUCUCAUAAUCUCAGUUUCGAUAGGACCCCCCAAUUCACUUUUCUUGAAAUCUAAAGACACAAGUACGUGGAGCGCGAAAGAUGUUGCUGAUUCCGUUUUAGCUGACAAGUCUGCUCUGCGGGUUACCUCAAGUCAACGAAUGGACGAAAGUUCAGUCCUUGAUGCACAUUCUUCCAUAGAGUCGAACCUUUAUCGACAUUUUGUAGCCUCAACAGCUGCACGUGAUGAUUAUUUGUACACUCUCAGCGCUUCAACUUUGAGCAAGCAAUGGGAUAAAGUAAGCACAACUUUUGCUAAGAAUCAUUGGAAUUUUGAUUCAUGGGACCUGUCUUGGAGAAGAGUGUGGCGUCUUUUCGGCUUCUCCCUCCUACAGAAAAUUAUGUACCUCCUUACAAGGAUCCCUGGAGAUUUUGGUGAUGGGUUUGAUGUUUUUUAUUGGUCAUCUCUCGGAAUCAUGUGUAUUUGUAAUCAAUAUUGUUUUCUUGGCUGAGGAAAAUCAAACGUUGUAGUUUUUCGGAUUAGUUUUGAUGCGUAAAACAAUUCAGCACUUAGUUUUGAGAGCACUUAGUUUUGAGAUCAUUAAUAGGUUGCCAGAAGAUUUGUGAUGUGCAGUUGCACCUCAAUCAAGUUCUCCUAGAGACCUGCAAAGAUGCCGGGAGAUUUUCGAUAAACAUCCGACGCUCAAGUCAAUAAAGUGAUAUAGAAAAUUGUAUGGAAAUAUACUGAAAGCUCAGAAUAUAUAAAGUGUGAUUAUAGAAGAUUAUUAGCUUCCUGAACAAGUUUCUGCAUUGCCAGACUUCCCGAAGGCUUGCCCAACUGCCCAAAAGGGCUGUUAUUUAGCUCAUUUUGGUCCGUCCAAUUAUCUAUCUCUUUUAUUCAUAGCCCUACAUGAGUCCCUAGGUCAGCCUACACGUGUCCUUGGGCUCGACCUCUUUUGUAGGUCGGCCUUCUUCCUAACCAGAUCAUCUAUCAAUCUAUCGAAUGC
This is a messenger RNA of Striga asiatica, 1519 nucleotides long. NCBI's taxonomy places the organism in Eukaryota, Viridiplantae, Streptophyta, Magnoliopsida, Lamiales, Orobanchaceae. The record is from the annotation of a GenBank genome assembly.